Molecule: messenger RNA, 2199 nt
Organism: Aureobasidium vineae
Lineage: Eukaryota; Fungi; Ascomycota; Dothideomycetes; Dothideales; Saccotheciaceae
Source: the annotation of a GenBank genome assembly
AUGGCCGAAACCGAGGCCGAGAAGUACGAGAUCCUGACCAAGAUCGGUAUGCCGUCCUGUCCUCGAUUUAAACUCGUGCGACUUGCUGACACACCCCAGNGUCAAGGUUCAUUCGGCAUCAUCAGAAAGGUCCGCAGAAAGAACGACGGCCUUAUUCUUUGUCGCAAAGAAAUAUGUUACACCCGCAUGUCACAGAAGGAGCGCGAGCAGCUCUCGGCCGAGCUCGACAUCCUCCGAGGUCUACGCCAUCCCAACAUUGUCGCCUACUACGAGAAAGAGCACUUGAAGGCUUCGCACGACCUGCACCUUUACAUGGAAUACUGCGGCAACGGCGAUUUGGGAAUGAUGAUUAAGGAUCUCAAGGCUCGCAACGAGUACGCCGACGAGGAGUUUGUCUGGACCAUCUUUGCACAACUCGUCAGCGCUCUAUAUCGCUGCCACUACGGCGAAGACCCACCAGACGUCAACAGCAACGCCCUCGGCCUGACCAAGAACGCUCUCCCGCUCAAGAGCAAGCAGGCACACAAGAUGAUCCUCCACCGUGACUUGAAGCCUGAAAAUGGAAACGCAGUCAAGCUCGGUGACUUUGGUCUCUCCAAGAUCAUUCUUUCGCACGACUUCGCCUCUACCUAUGUCGGCACUCCGUUUUACAUGUCGCCCGAAAUCUGCGCCGCCGAACGCUACUCUCUAUACUCGGACAUCUGGUCACUCGGCUGCAUCGUCUACGAGCUCUGCACGAGAGAGCCUCCAUUCAACGCUCGCACUCAUCUCGAACUCAUUCAANAGAUCAAGCUCGGCAAGGUUGCUCCGCUACCACGCAUAUACUCCAAGGAGCUCUCGGAUGUCAUCUCUGCAUGUCUCCAGGUCAACCCCAACUCAAGACCCGACACAGCCAGCCUCCUCAACCUGCCCAGAGUGAAGCUGGUACGAAAGACACAGGAAGGUGUCAUGGUCCUCCAACAGCACAUUACCGCAAAGGAGAACGCAAUUGCUGCUUUGAAGUCGGCACAAGAGAAGAUCGCACGACUGGAAGCUGAGAAACAGUCCAUGCACGACCAAAUCGACAAGCAGCUCAGACUGGAGUGGGAGACAAAGGCUCACCUUGAGAUCAACCGCCAGAUGGACGUGGCCGGAGAAAGAUUACGGGACCAUUACAGACAGCUCUUUGAGCAGCAAGUCGAGGAAGAAGUAGAGAGAAGACUUGCUUCGCUGCCAUCAUCACGCACCAGCUCGAUGAACUCAGCCUCAGACACCAUCGAGCCACCAAAGCGCUCCUCAACACCCACACAAUCACUGGAAGAACCAUCUUCGCUCGUCACCAUAGGAGAGGCCGAUGAAGAAGGUCCCAGUCUCAAUGCUCUUACUCUGGAGGACUCGCCACUUGUUCAGAGACACAAGCCUCUGAGAUCGUCCAACCGCACUCCCUUCACACGCGCAAAGACUUUUGCCGGCACAAACGACGUCGCUCCCAGUCCCAUGGACAUUCAGAUGGUUGAUCCCAGCCCGAUGAGCAUCGCUUCGCUUUCCUUGUCACCGCGUAGGAACGCACCUCUCGAAGGAAGCAAGCUAAGACAACCUGCUUUCAAGGGACCCAACAUGUUUGAUCGUGCUACUCGUGAAAGCAAUCUUGCUCUCUUCCCUGAGGACAACGAAGAUGAAGAAUCUUUCGGCUCGGACGGUGGUUCGCCCAUCAGAUCGAGACCAAACAGCAGAGAGAAUGACCCUUUCAAGGUCCUUGCUCAACCCUCGAGACCUGCCGUUUCGAGACAAAAGACCAUGCCUACACAGAUUCAAUCACGCCUGAAGUCAGUGCCUAGUCUGGCACCCAGCACUAGACGUGCUGCAGCAUCGCCUAGCCGCUCUCCCAUGAACAAAGGUCUGCCAAUCAGCCCUAGCAGAAGAGCACCCGCCAUUCCAUCCCAGCCUUCUAAGACCGCGCUGGCCACAAAGAAGGGCGCUAAGGGCGAAGACAUGAUCAAGACCGUUCACCGCAACAACUUGCAACAAGGCAUCCAAGGCCGCACCCUGGUGGAGCUGGCACAAGCUAGAGGCAUUUCCAGCCCAUCGUCUAGCAUCGAGGUACCCAAGGUCUCGACAAAGGCAUCCCUCGAUAGAGAGCCUCUGUGGGAUCCCGAACGUGACGAGAUGCCCUCACCAUUCCUGAUAAAGACUCGCAGAGUCGGUAUUAUGCCCCGAUAG